Molecule: messenger RNA, 1506 nt
Organism: Ambispora gerdemannii
Lineage: Eukaryota; Fungi; Glomeromycota; Glomeromycetes; Archaeosporales; Ambisporaceae
Source: the annotation of a GenBank genome assembly
AUGUCAGGUAUUUUUAAAAAAAUCGAAUCAUUGGUCGAGAAGGGAAAAGAAGCUCACGCGAAAACAUGGCAUAAUUGGGCCGGAAAUAUUGUCCUUGAACCGGAAUUAAUUUUUCAUCCGAAAUCGUUAAACGAUCUUCAAGAAAUUGUGAAGAAAGCGAAAAAACACGGCAAGAAAAUUCGAUGUGUUUCUGAAGGACAUUCAUGGAGCACGUUAUCAGUUACAAAAGAUUAUCUGGUUAUUGUACGUGAUAUGCAUCAAAUCCAAGUGGAAAAGAGUGAAAAGUAUGGAUGGACUAUUACUGCCGAAGCAGGUGCUACAAUUAAGCAAAUGGACGAUAAACUACGCCAACAUAAACCACCAUUAUCAUUUGAUUCAAUGACAGUUUUAUCUUCAGUCAGAGCAUCUGGUAUAGUUGCUACCGGAUCUCAUGGUGCUAAAUGUGCAGGCGCAUCGAUAUCCGACCAAGUAGUUAAAUUACAAAUUGUUACAGGUGAUGGAGAAUUACAUGUGUUUAGUGACGAAAAUGAUCCUAAAGAAAUGAGUGCAGCUAGAAUUAACUUAGGAUUACUUGGUAUAAUGUACAAGAUAACGUGGCAUGUACAACCACUAUUCAAGCUUCGCAUGAUUGAUUUCCAACCACCAAUAAAAUCGUGGCUUUACCCAGCAACUCUCAAAGAAUUCGUCGAGAAAUCCGACAGUGUUGAAGUCUUUUAUUGGCCAUUCAACGAAAGUGAACUCGAUAGAAAUGAUGAUAAACUUUGGGUUAAACAAUGGUUAAGGACAGACGACCCAAUCACCACCUCACAAGCCGAACUCGGGAUGGAAAGAGUUUGUGAAGACUUGGAAACGAGAUUCGGGGACAAAUUAUACCAAUUUAUUGUUAAAUGUCCCGAAAGCACUCCUUAUAUCACUAAUCUUUUGUGGAAAGCUGGACCUGUUUCGAAACCACAGAAUGUUGUAAUCCCAGCACCGGAUGCUAUUCAUUAUCAGAGUGGCAUUGAUAAUAUACUUUGCGACGAUUUGGAAUUCACGUUUAAGGCUGACAAAGAUUUUGCAAAUGUUGCUGAGGAGUUUAAUCACAUUGUUGAUUCGGUAUAUGCUUAUGCUAAGAAAGGUAAAUUCCCAAUGAAUCUAGCGGCCGAAAUGAGAAUUCUUAAAGCAUCACCGUCACUUUUGGCAUCUGGCUACGAUGAAGAUCCAAAUGCUAUAUACUGUUUCAUCGAAGUGCUGGCCAUACGUCAUACGUCAGGGUUUGAAGAAUUCUCUGCUGAAUUGGCCACAAGAUGGAUGAAAAAAUAUAAGGCUCGACCACAUUGGGCUAAAGCUUGGGAACACGUACCUGGCAUUAAACCAUAUUUGCGUGAAAUCCUAGGCAAACGAUUAGAAACGUUUGAAAGUGUUCGCGUGAAAUAUGACGCGGAUAAAAUCUUUUUCGAUAAUAAGUCUUUGGAAGAAGUGUUUUAUGGUUCUCCAAAAUCUACAUUUACAGAAUCACAUCUCUAA